UUGAAAAUUUGCCAAUGUGCCUAUCUCUACGCUAUCUUUCUUCUCAUUUCCCCCCCACAAAGCAGAGUGAAGCCUCAACAAGAAUCCUAACAUAAACCCAGUAGAUUUUCAAGAGUUGAAGAUUUAGUAAGAAUGGCGGAGGGCAGAGACAGAUUAACUAGGCUGGAAGAUCCAAUAUACGUCUACAGUCGUCGACGGAGGUCAAUUGGCAGAGGCGGCAUUGAGAUCUUUGAGGAUGAAUCAGAAGCGAGCACUGCCGUAGUUCCCCUACGGACUACACCGACGACGGUAAGAACGUCCGGCGGCGGUCGUGGGCGAAAUUUGCGUAGAACUCCUGCCAGGGCGAUUGGUAGUCAGAACAUUUCGCCGGGAGGCCGGGGACGAUGGCGCGGGCGUCGCAGUGUACUUCCUUCUUGGUAUCCAAGAACUCCUCUCCGUGACAUCACUUCUAUUGUCAGGGCUAUUGAAAGAACAAGAGCUCGCUUGAGAGAAAGUGAAAGCGAACAACUUGAGAGGCUUCUACCCCAGGAACAUACUGAUCUUGAUCCUUCUGAAUCUACAUCAGGUGCUCAACUUGAGCACAAGAAUCCUAUGAUUACUCCACGUCCAAAAGUCAGAAGCAGGUAUCAUCCCAAAUCUGUUGGUAAAGUGCCAAAGAUAUUGCUUGAUAUCACCAAUCAAAAAAGUUCUGAAGACACUGAUUGCCUCACACCACAAAGAAAGUUGCUGAACUCAAUUGACACUGCUGAGAAAGCUGUGAUGGACGAACUGCAUAAAAUGAAGAGGGCUCCUAGUGCUAGGAAAGAAGAGAGGGAAAAAAGAGUGAAAACUUUAAUGUCCAUGCGCUGAUUUUCCAUCUGAUGUCCAACUCAAUCAAGGUUGAGGCAAACAGGCUUUGAAAUUUUGGAGGAAAGGAGAAAGUGCAGCUGACCGGCCAGGUAAAGACGAUCAUCUUCUGAUGAUCAAGCUAUUAGUUGAAUCAGGAUAUCGCUGAUAUCUUUCUGAUCCUUAUUAGUAACUGGAGUUAAAACUGUACCUUGUGGAAUUGAUUUUCACGCAUUUGUAUUUCAUCAUUAGCUGGAGAUAUGCGUUUGAAUAUGUACAUAAUGGCUAACAUUGGAAUCAUACAUGAGUUCUGUUUAGUGUUUUAAUAAGCUGAUGCAGUUCUGUUUUC
Messenger RNA from Nicotiana attenuata, 1174 nucleotides. RefSeq names its product protein POLYCHOME-like. Gene Ontology annotation, cellular component: nucleus. Bases 133 to 849 code for a protein of 238 amino acids. The record is from RefSeq and is a predicted model, not a curated record. The transcript is spliced from 3 exons. Gene Ontology annotation, biological process: negative regulation of ubiquitin protein ligase activity; regulation of nuclear division. Lineage: Eukaryota; Viridiplantae; Streptophyta; Magnoliopsida; Solanales; Solanaceae.